GUCAGUGAAUUGUUGAAUUUGUUCUAUAUGCUGAGGGCAACCAAUAAAAAAUGAAAAACCCGUUAAAGAUAUGGUAGUCCAAGCACUCGAAAAGUUGCAAUUAUAACUUCCCAACCACCACGCGGCAUGGCCGAAAAAACAGGAAAAAAACUCCCCAACGACCUUCACCCAAAAUACAUUUCCCUCAUUUACUCCACACUCUCCAAACCAAUAUUAUUUAUCCCACUCUCCACCAACAUUUUCUAGCUAGCUAGGAGACCAAAAAUAAAGACUAACAGCAAAUGGCAACUAUGCAAACUCUAUUCCUCAUUUCUGUUCAACUAUUACUCAUGCUCGUGAGAACCUCCGGAGGAAAAGUUCCCGCCAUCAUCGUGUUCGGAGAUUCCUCGGUUGACGCUGGCAACAACAAUUUUAUUCCUACCGUCGCUAGGAGUAAUUUUCAGCCUUAUGGUAGGGACUUUUACGGGGGGCGGGCAACCGGAAGAUUUUCCAACGGUAAAAUUGCCACUGACUUCAUCUCUGAGGCCUUUGGGUUGAAGCCUACUAUUCCGGCGUACUUGGAUCCGGCUUAUAAUAUCUCUGAGUUUGCCACCGGGGUUACCUUUGCUUCUGCUGGAACUGGAUAUGACAAUGCCACUUCUAAUGUGCUGUCUGUGAUACCUCUAUGGAAAGAAUUGGAAUACUACAAGGAUUAUCAGAAGAAGCUCAGAACAUAUCUUGGAGAGAAACAAGCAAGUGAAAGAAUAGCGGAGGCUCUACACAUCACAAGCAUGGGAACUAACGACUUCCUUGAAAACUACUAUGCCUACCCUGGCCGAUCCUCCCAAUUCACCAUCACACAUUACGAAGACUUCUUGGUCCGGAUAGCUGACAAUUUCAUCAAGGAACUCUACGGUCUCGGAGCCCGAAAAAUCUCCCUCGGAGGGCUGCCUCCAAUGGGGUGUAUGCCAUUGGAGAGAACUAGAAAUCUAAUAGGCAGCCACGACUGCUCGCAGAGGUACAACAAUUUAGCUCUGGAGUUCAAUGGAAAAUUGAAAGAUUUGGUGGAGAAGCUGAACAAGGAACUUCCUGACAUCAGCUUGGUGUUUUCAAAUCCAUACUAUGUUUUCCUGCACGUUAUUAGAAAUCCUUCACUUUACGGAAUCGACGUGACAGAAGUGGCAUGUUGCGCAACUGGUUUGUUUGAAAUGGGAUAUGCAUGCAAUCGCGAGAAUCCCUUUACUUGUACUGAUGCUAGCAAGUAUGUGUUUUGGGACUCCUUCCAUCCAACAGAGAAAACAAAUUACGUUGUGGCAAGCUAUUUGGUCAAGACAGUGUUAGCUAAGUUUAUUUGACAAGGGCAAGUCUAGUAUGUAUAUCAUAUUUAAAAUAAAUAGAAAAAUAUUAGUAAUACUUCGUUGUUUUAGAUUAUGAGUGACGAAGUUAUGUUCCUUAAAUAAAAAUAAUUAAUAUGUAUGCACAUUUCUUAUUAUUGUAGAAAAAUAUUUGUUUUUUUUGGUUAUCCAGGCCAUAUUUAUGAUAUCCCUCCCUCCUAAAAUAAAUGUCAAUUUUUGUU
Molecule: messenger RNA, 1555 nt
Organism: Rubroshorea leprosula
Lineage: Eukaryota; Viridiplantae; Streptophyta; Magnoliopsida; Malvales; Dipterocarpaceae
Source: the annotation of a GenBank genome assembly